GUCCAAUUCUGCCGCUUUUUUACUUUCCUACCGCCUUUUUUCUCAGUUGAUUGUUAGUUACCUUACCUAGCCACUGAAAGUCGAUCGAUUCCGGCCAUUGCAGUCAUUCAUUCUCACCCGUACCAACAAAAAAACAACUCCAACAGCCAAAGAAAUAAAUCUAAACGAGAGAAAACCCCCCCCUAAAACAAAAACGCAAUGAGCUCCUCCCGCGAAAACUACCAAAUCCCCUCCUCCGCCGCCGGCGCGGCUACCGGCGGUGCGGCCUCGGGCGCGCGGAGCAGCGCGUUCGACGUGGACGGCGGCGCGACCAUGCACUACAUCUGCGGCGACUGCGGCACCAAGUUCCCGCUGAAGCGCAACGACCCUAUUCGCUGCAAGGAGUGCGGGUGCCGCGUGCUGUAUAAGGAGCGCACCAAGAGGAUGGUGCAGUUCGAGGCGCGGUAACGGGCUAUACGGAAUAAAACGGAAUAGAACGGGAUGAUAGAUACGCGCCUGAUCCUUAAUAGUGGAAUCUGAUGGUUUGGUGUCCCGUUUGGCUAGUCGCACCAUCUCAAGAUAGUUUCCUUACGCGGCAGAGAUACCACAUCGUGAACGACGCGUAGAAACAGGGCAGAAAUCGUUCUUAGGGGUUCGACAGGAUGUUCGGAAGCUGUCUGCGUCGCUACAGCCCAUAGCAUGUAACCUGGAGUUUGGGCGUUGGUUUACUAAGGGAACAAAGAUAUUCAAGUCUCAAGGAAUCGAGCAAAUCAAAAAU
Daldinia vernicosa is the source of this 757-nucleotide messenger RNA. RefSeq names its product DNA directed RNA polymerase. The record is from RefSeq and is a predicted model, not a curated record. The transcript has 2 exons. Gene Ontology annotation, biological process: DNA-templated transcription. Gene Ontology annotation, cellular component: RNA polymerase III complex; RNA polymerase I complex; RNA polymerase II, core complex. The coding region runs from base 199 to 447 and encodes 82 amino acids. NCBI's taxonomy places the organism in Eukaryota, Fungi, Ascomycota, Sordariomycetes, Xylariales, Hypoxylaceae. Gene Ontology annotation, molecular function: DNA-directed RNA polymerase activity; DNA binding; zinc ion binding.